Diaporthe batatas is the source of this 4745-nucleotide messenger RNA. RefSeq names its product dolichol kinase. The record is from RefSeq and is a predicted model, not a curated record. Bases 1727 to 4516 code for a protein of 929 amino acids. Gene Ontology annotation, molecular function: dolichol kinase activity. Gene Ontology annotation, biological process: dolichyl monophosphate biosynthetic process. Gene Ontology annotation, cellular component: endoplasmic reticulum membrane. NCBI's taxonomy places the organism in Eukaryota, Fungi, Ascomycota, Sordariomycetes, Diaporthales, Diaporthaceae. The transcript has a single exon.
GGGGUGCAUAUCCUGAUGAAGCCAAAACAGUCAGACAGGCCGGGCAAACCAAGCCCUCCCUGCCUCCCUGUCAAAGACUUUUCUCUCACCACCACAUGCAGAUUUCUCAAUCCGCAUUCCGCCGUGCCGUAACACCACGGUGGGAUUGACCCCCGACUCACCUGCACGGCGCCGGCGGACCCUGAACGGCGACCAGCCUCCACCGGGAGACAAGCUCACUGUCACGGCCACGGCCACGGCGAGAUGAAGGACCAGAGGCCCACCUCUUCCUUUGCCAGCUGAACACCAUUGCCAUCAGGGCCCAUCGGUGUGCUCCCCAAUGGUGAAGCCUCUGGCUGGGGCCACGAUUCGUGAGCAGUCUCGACUCUCGGCUCUGACCGUGACAGCUCCACCUUCGCGCACCGCGUCGGUCGGGCGAGUCGGAAACGUCACUGGUUCUGAGCCUCAUCGCGAACACCGCCUUGUUCCUGGCUCGUAUUUCACCUUGGAUCGGACCAAAAGGCCCCUCCCUCGACCCAGGGCGGUCGGACCACGGCUGGCACGGCUAGACUACAUCCAGGUAGCGCCGCCAGUACUCCUUAUUACUGGUUACAGCGGCUGCGAUUCCGCACACACAGACUGACAGAGCACACCGUCCCUUUGUUGGCGACCGACUGCGCUGCCCGUGUGUGGCAAUGCAGUUGUGGUCUGGCAGUAUCAUCAUGACGACCCCACUGGUUACGACGCGCCCGGUCGGGAUCGCAUCAUGUGGCGCCCGAGACACACAACACCGGACUGGAGCCCUUGCUGCAGUCAGCCAGCUCAGGGACCUACAGGAGCAGACGCAACAGCCUGAGGCUCAUCAGGCCACUCCCGUUGCAGGCAGGCAGUAGAUGAUGACAGCUCCGGGCCUACGAUCCUCCUAUUUUUGGCAUCCCGAUAUGCAGGCCCGAGGCCCAACACCACUGCACGGCUACCGUGUAGCUGCUGCCAGCGAGCCUCUUGUCUGCAGCUGUCACACUAGAUCCAACGAGAUCUGUAGAGUCUUGGGAGCUGAAAAGUCCACAGUACCCUCCUGGAAAAGGACAGCAAUGCUAGAGACUGUGACUUGGUCCGCCAGACCAGAUAUGACAUCAGGAUGCCGAGUUCCGUCCCUGAGUUCCACUGUGCUCCGUAUGGGGAAAAUAGUCUCGAGGUUCUGUCUCGAUAGGCCGACGUGCCGACCUGAGGCUCGAGUUGUUUCGUUUGCCCAGAGGCCGAGCCUUAUCGAUAGCAGUGCCAAUGGGCUAGCGCCAAUGAUUGUCGCAGGGCCUGCAGGGCUGUUGCGGUGGCGGACAGGGGGCAUACGUAACCUCUCAAAGCUUCUGAUCUGGCAUUGGGUUUGUUGAAUCUUGAGUGUGUCGGCCAGCGCCAAGAACGGAGCAAGGCAGACAGACAUUCGCGCAUGUGAAGACCACCGGACCCGCUCCACCACGGCCCCGGACCUCCCUGGCUGCUGGCUGCUCAACAACCCACGACACUGAGACACUCGCACAGCUCUGACAGCUAGGGCCACACUGAAGAUCACUCUUAGCCAGGCGCCAUAGCUUUGUUGUCAUCCUCAACCAACACCCAACCACGCCGCCCCAAAACUCCAAACUCCACCGUCCGGGACCCCCAAGCCCGACCGCGAUCCCGACCGCAACCCCGGCCGUGCUCCAUGUCUAUGUCCCCCAUGACCGCCUAACUUGCGCACGCAAGUCACGCCAUGUCCUCAUCCCUCAAACCUCCCAGACCCGACCCCCUCGACGUGGCCCCGAAUGACGAACUGGACGACAAGGAGAACCUCAGGACUCUGUCGCGAUCGCCGCACCCGUACCUCCGUCACAAGUGGGAGAUCCUGGAGCCCUCCGACAGCUUCGUCUCCCGCGCCGGCUCCGUCCCCGUCCAUCACGCCCCUGGCGACGCGCGCGAACAGUUCACCCCCUCGCCAGCCUUCACAAAAGAUUCUACACCAAACACAGACAGCGGUACCGAGGCUGACGAUGAGAUCUUCGUGAAAAGACUGCCUGCGCCCCGCGCGCGGUUGCACAAGGGCCUCCGGGGGAGACCCGAUCCGCCGUCCGGGGUGGCCACCCCUCUCCUGACCCCUUCGCUCCCAGAUGGAGACAUCGGUACAAGUAGGGGGAAGGAACGGAGGGCAGAGGACGAGAAGAGGCAGAGCGCAGAAAGCGCAAGACGGCGCAAGGAGAUCGUCAGGCGAGCCACCGAGGUCUUGAUCCUGUCCGGCCUGGGGAGGCUGGUUGUCAGUAAUCCGGACGUGCGUCCCAUUGUCGCGUCGCAUCGGGAACGCCUCGUGCUACAGGGCGCAAUAUACGCCGCACUGCUGGCGCUAUAUCCUCUACGCGUAGCGCUCUGGGCUUACACGCGAGGAGAGCCACCCCGGAGGAGACUGCCUCUGAGUGUGCCCUCGUCUUUCGAUCCCGCCACACUCCUCUAUCCACCGGCGCUGCCGAUUCUUGUCUCACUCCUCACGGCUUCGAAUGUGAGGAAUGCGAUCCUCCCCAACCUCGUCCUCGGCAUCGCCUCCCUGCCGAGGGCACUAGUCCCAACCACCACCGCUGCCGAGACCUUCAGCCCUGUACAUUGGCUGCUCGCAAGCCUGCCUCUCCUCGCGUCCGAGAGCGGCUCACAAUGGUCGUCGAAAAAUGACUCCCAAUUGUCACUGUACCCUCGGGAAGCCCUGAUUCUGCUGUACCCGUUGCACCAGACCUUGUGCCUCGUCCUGCAUCACUUGACAACCACCAGUCUUUUGCCAGCGGAACUUCAAUUACUCUCGAUAUCUCUAAUCGAUCUUUUAAUCCUCUCAGCUUCACCACAAGCUGUAAUAUUACAGGCUAUCCUCUGGGUAGGUGGCCUCGGAGUUAUAGUCCUGUGUGGCCCAGUCAUCCGGUGGGGCAUAGCACUUGCCCGAGUACCAAAAUGGCGGUUCCGACGGGAGGUGCCACAUAGCAAACAACCUUCAAUAUUCACUUUGCUCUCGAGCGUGUUCUAUCGGAAGAGGCUCAGACUCGAACCAGGCUCGGACAACGAAGACUCCGGUGGGCUAUCUGGUUGCACAACCGACGAAGACGACAUCAAGAAGGCCUCUGCCAUCCGCCGCGCGUCAAUAUUACCAAACGAAAGUGGUCUGAGCGAGUUCCCCGGGCUGGCAAGGGCAGAUACAAACUCAAUGGCGGCAGGAAAAGAAGUGAAGGCCAGCCUGUCCAUCGAUCAAGAUGCUGAUGGGGCUGCGUUUCAGUCACCCUCGCGGCGGCACACAAUCCCUUUUGUGGACAAGUUCCUACCCCGGUCCAAGACUCACACGCCAUCAGGCCGGAGGAAGAGGUCUUCCUCCUUGACCGUACGUGCGUUCUUCUCGCUGACUCAGUCACAAGCCGCAACAAGAAAGUGGCUGUACGCUGGGUGGCUUUAUGCGGGCAUCGUCGUGGUCAUCCUAGGAGGCGUUCGAGCAUGUGUCCAGUACCAAGCGCUGGACGGCAAUGAGCCCAUUGGCUGGGCAUUGGGCUACAUCUUCGGUGAUCUUCCGUGGUUCAGGUUCCAGGUGGUUCAGGCCAAUCUCGAAAGAUGGAUAUGCCUCCCGCAUCGUGCUGAUGACGGCAACAAGUCUUGUUCUCUGGGCUGGGUCCAGCACCUACGAGAUGCCUCGAUCGGCGAGGCAAACACCAGGCUGGUGCUUGCCGCUUACUGGCUCAGUGUCAUCGCCAUCGGAUUACUCGUCGUCUUCCGGCUGUCCCCGAUCUACGAGGUCGACACCCGCCGCAAGGUCUUCCACUUCAUGAUGGUGGCCAUGUUCCUACCGGCAAUCUACGUCGACCCGGCCUGGUGCGCGCUGGCGCUCGCCAUCGUCCUCGCCAUCUUCCUCCUCCUCGACCUGCUGCGCGCGAGCCAGCUGCCCCCGCUGUCCAAGCCCAUCGCCAACUUCCUCCACCCCUACACGGACGGUAGGGACCACUGCGGACCGGUGGUCAUAUCCCACAUCUUCCUCCUCAUCGGCUGCGCCAUCCCGCUGUGGCUCAGCCUCGCCUCCCUGGGCCGGGCGGGGGCCGGCCACGCGCGGCGCGGCUGGGAGGUCCCGACGCGCGACCUGAGCAUGGUCGCGGGCGUCGUGUGCGUGGGGCUCGGCGACGCGGCGGCGUCGCUCAUCGGCCGCCGCUGGGGCCACCACAAGUGGCUGUGGAAGGGGGGCAAGAGCCUCGAGGGCAGCGUGGCGUUCGCGGCGGCCGUGUUCGCGGGGCUGAUGGCCGCCAACAUCUGGCUCAGGCUCGGCGGGUGGCCCGUCACGUCCCGGCAGCCGCUGGACCAGGGGGGAGGGCCGCGGGGCAUCGACGCGGUGCUGGCCGGCCUGCUCGGCGGCUGGGACUGGCCGGGCGUCCUCGGCAGGACGGGCCUGUGCGCCUCGGCGGCGAGCCUGACGGAGGCGGUCCUCACGGGCGGGAACGACAAUGUCGUCGUGCCUGUGGUGCUCUGGACUUGUGUCAAGAGCACGGGGCUGUGAAAGGGGGGUGGUGGGAUCGCUGGCUCGUUUCGACCACGGCUCCCUUUCUCUCACUAUGGAUCGAUCGGCUCGGCAGCUGAAGAAGCGAUAUGGGAUCGAAGGCAGCGUCUUUUUAACAUUCGUGUUCAUAUCAAGGGCUUUGAUGGGUUUACUAGGCAUAGAUACCAUGAGAUUUCGCAGCCCCACCCCCCGUAGCGUCAUUCAACAAACAAAGAUAAUUUAUCAACCA